CUCCUUUCACACCCAGAAAUGAAGUGAGUCUACAUUUCUCGGACACAUUCAUUCUUUUACACCAUUGUUUCUUGAAUUUAGAGUCGGCUGCUCAUUCUUAAGAGUUGACACUCAAUGGCUUCGCUCGGAAUCGCAGUUGCUCUGUUCUGCCACGUUUUGAUCUUCUCGGUCACUGGUGCGGAUUCGGCGACAUUCACCAUAGUCAACUCGUGCAGCUUCACGGUCUGGCCGGGGAUCCUCUCCGGCGCCGGAACCGCUCCGCUCUCCACCACCGGCUUCGCCCUCGACCCCGGCGCGUCCACCUCGGUGACCGUCCCUGCCUCCUGGUCCGGCCGCCUCUGGGGCCGCACCUUGUGCUCCCAGGACCCCGCCACCGGCAAGUUCGCCUGCCUCACCGGCGACUGCGGCUCCUCCGCCCUGGAGUGCUCCGGCGCCGGCGCCACCCCUCCCGCCACCCUCGCCGAGUUCACGCUCAACGGCGCCGGCGGGCUCGACUUCUACGACGUCAGCCUGGUCGACGGGUACAACCUCCCGAUGCUGGUGGUGCCGCAGGGCGACGCCGCCUCCGGGGCGGGGAACUGCACCGCGACGGGGUGCGCGGCGGACCUGAACGUGGGGUGCCCGCAGGAGCUGAAGGUGACGAGCGCCGGGAGCGAGGGCGGGGUGGCGUGCAAGAGCGCGUGCGGCGCGUUCGGGGACCCGCAGUACUGCUGCAGCGGCGCCUACGGGUCGCCGGACACGUGCAGGCCGAGCCAGUACUCGGAGUUCUUCAAGACGGCGUGCCCGAAGGCCUACAGCUACGCCUACGACGACGGCACCAGCACCUUCACCUGCGCCUCGGCGGAUUACGAGAUCACAUUUUGCCCGACACCGUCCACGAGUGUCAAGGCGGCGGGCGGUGAGUACGCGAUGUUGGCGGCGGAGGUGUCGGGCAGUGGCGCCUCGUCGUUGUGGACGCCGUCGCUAUCGGCCGUCGCUGUCGGCGUUUCGGCGACAGUAUGGCAGUUGGGGCAGCUGUUCUGAUUUGGAAAGAAAGGAAAAUCUUCGUCGCCUCCAGCGGUGGCUGUUGACAGUGGGCGCACCUCUCUCUCUCUCUCCUCUCUAUAUCUCAAGUGGGUGUAGGACUCAACGAGCGGCCCGGAAUGGAGAGAAGAAAAUCUCAGGAGGUCAACGCGUUGCUUCACGAGGGACGCGAAUCUCUGAGCAAAAAUAUUUCCUGGAAAAGUGAUGUUUUCUCGGGAAAUUUUCCGGAGGGUCGAAGUCAGCUGCGGGCUGGCAAGGGAUUGUAGGGCCUUGCACAACGACCAGCGUUAGCUGGAAAAUUUUAGAUUGGGCAAUAAACUUAGGAUUGUUUUGGUAAUUAAUUUAAUACAGCGAAAAAUUUAAAAUUGAAUUGUCGUCCGUACGAUAA
Messenger RNA from Eucalyptus grandis, 1411 nucleotides. Its product is annotated as pathogenesis-related thaumatin-like protein 3.5. NCBI's taxonomy places the organism in Eukaryota, Viridiplantae, Streptophyta, Magnoliopsida, Myrtales, Myrtaceae. The coding region runs from base 115 to 1023 and encodes 302 amino acids. The transcript is spliced from 3 exons. Gene Ontology annotation, biological process: defense response. Gene Ontology annotation, cellular component: extracellular region. The record is from RefSeq and is a predicted model, not a curated record.